Aquila chrysaetos chrysaetos is the source of this 2056-nucleotide messenger RNA. RefSeq names its product Zic family member 2 (gene ZIC2). Gene Ontology annotation, biological process: regulation of transcription by RNA polymerase II; central nervous system development. Lineage: Eukaryota; Metazoa; Chordata; Aves; Accipitriformes; Accipitridae. Gene Ontology annotation, cellular component: nucleus. Gene Ontology annotation, molecular function: RNA polymerase II cis-regulatory region sequence-specific DNA binding; DNA-binding transcription factor activity, RNA polymerase II-specific. The record is from RefSeq and is a predicted model, not a curated record. The transcript is spliced from 3 exons. The coding region runs from base 127 to 1605 and encodes 492 amino acids.
GGCUGCCGGGGGGAAGCGGCGCGGAGCGGCGGCGGCGGCGGCCCCUCGCCGGGCCGGGCCGGGCCGGGCCGGGCCGGGCGGUAGGAGCGGGGCGGCGGCGGCGUCGUCCCCGGAGCGGCGCGGACCAUGCUGCUGGACGCCGGCCCGCAGUUCCCGGCCCUCGGCGUGGGCACCUUCGCCCGGCACCAUCACUCGGCCGCGGCGGAGAUGCAGGACCGGGAGCUGAGCUUGGCGGCGCAGAACAGCUUCGUGGACUCGGCGGCGGCGGCGGCUCACAUGGGCGCCUUCAAGCUCAACGCCGGCGCCCACGACCUCUCGCCCGGGCAGAGCUCGGCGUUCACCUCGCAGGCGCCCGGCUACCCCGCCGCCGCCCUGGGGCCCCACGCCGCCCACGUCGGCUCCUACUCCGGGGCGCCUUUCAACUCCACCCGGGACUUCUUGUUUCGCAGCCGCGGCUUCGGGGAUUCCUCGCCGGCCGGCGGGCAGCACGGCAUCUUCGGCCCUGCGGCCGGCAGCCUGCACCACCCGCACACGGACGCUCAGAGCCACCUCCUCUUCCCGGGCAUCCACGACCAGCACGGCCCCCACGCCUCCCAAAACGUCCUCAACGGGCAGAUGCGCCUGGGCUUGCCGGGGGAGGUGUUCGCCCGGUCGGAUCAGUACCGCCAGGUCUCCAGCCCCAGGACUGACCCUUACUCGGCGGCUCAGCUGCACAACCAGUACGGCCCCAUGAAUAUGAAUAUGGGCAUGAACAUGGCAGCCCACCACCACCACCACCCAGGUGCCUUUUUCCGCUACAUGCGGCAGCAGUGCAUCAAGCAAGAGCUCAUCUGCAAGUGGAUCGACCCCGAGCAGCUGAACAACCCCAAAAAAAGUUGCAAUAAAACUUUCAGCACCAUGCACGAGUUGGUCACCCACGUCUCGGUGGAGCACGUUGGGGGACCCGAGCAGAGCAACCAUGUCUGCUACUGGGAGGAGUGUCCCCGCGAAGGCAAGCCCUUCAAAGCGAAAUACAAACUGGUCAAUCAUAUCCGAGUGCACACGGGAGAGAAGCCCUUCCCCUGCCCCUUCCCCGGCUGCGGAAAAGUUUUCGCCAGAUCGGAAAACCUCAAAAUUCACAAAAGGACGCACACAGGGGAGAAGCCCUUCCAGUGCGAGUUCGAAGGCUGCGACCGGCGCUUCGCCAACAGCAGCGACCGCAAGAAGCACAUGCACGUCCACACCUCGGACAAGCCCUACCUGUGCAAGAUGUGCGACAAGUCCUACACCCACCCCAGCUCCCUGAGGAAGCACAUGAAGGUCCACGAGUCGUCCCCGCAAGGCUCCGAGUCCUCCCCGGCCGCCAGCUCCGGCUACGAAUCCUCCACCCCCCCGGGGCUGGUGUCCCCCAGCGCCGAGUCGCAGACCACCAGCAACCUCUCCCCGGCGGCGGCGGCGGCGGCGGCGGCGGCGGCGGCAGCGGCGGCGGCCGUGUCCGCCGUGCACCGGGGCGGCGGCGGAGGAGGCGGCGGCGGCGGCGGAGGCGGCGGCGGCGGCGGCGGCGGCGGCAGCGGCGGCGGCGGCCACAGCGGCCUCUCCUCCAACUUCAACGAGUGGUACGUGUAGGGCCCCGCCGGACUGCUCUGCACGGCCCCGCCGCGGCCCCCCCCCGUCCCGUCCCGUGUCCCCGUCCCGUCCCGUCCCGUCCCCUCCCCGCCCCGGCGGCGGCGGGCAGGAGGGAGCGAGCCCGCCGGAGACGAGCCGGGAGAUGCCGCCGCACCCGCCGGCAGCGAAAUGACGGCCGAGCAGGAUGGGGACGGGGGGACCUUUAGCCCCCCACAUCCCGCCUUCGGGUGUUUUUUUGUUGGAAUUUUUUUUUCUCCUUUUUUUUUUUUUUUCCCCUCCUUUUUGAGAACAUUUUGAACCAGCAAAAACAACAACAACAACAGUCUCUCAAAGUACGUGCUGAAAAACGUAAGAGAAUGAGUAAAUAAAGAGAGGAACGGAAAGGGGAGAGAGAAAGGGGAAAAAAAAAAACAACAACCCCGAACGCCACCAACGCACCACCCAGCAAAAA